This is a messenger RNA of Hibiscus syriacus, 3084 nucleotides long. RefSeq lists its product as uncharacterized. The record is from RefSeq and is a predicted model, not a curated record. Bases 1 to 3084 code for a protein of 1027 amino acids. The transcript is spliced from 7 exons. NCBI's taxonomy places the organism in Eukaryota, Viridiplantae, Streptophyta, Magnoliopsida, Malvales, Malvaceae. Gene Ontology annotation, molecular function: nucleic acid binding; RNA-DNA hybrid ribonuclease activity.
AUGGAGACUCACACAAGUGGUAAGAAAGCUGACAGAAUUAUUAACAAUAUGGGGUACAUCAACUCUUUUAGAGUCGAAGCUCAGGGUCACAGUGGAGGCAUCUGGAUUCUUUGGGAUAAUUCGGUUAAGGUGAAAAUAUUAAGUAUCUCUAACCAGUUUGUCCAUGCUCAAAUUAAGGAUAAUAACAGUAACUGCUGGAAUUUCUUCACAGUAAUUUAUGCUAGCCCCAACCCCAAUAUUCGUUGUAAGAUUUGGGAUCUUCUAGACAAGCUCAAGCCUAACAAUAAUGAGCAUUGGAUUCUAGGAGGAGACUUUAAUUGUAUUCUGAGUCCUGAUGAGAGAACAGGUGGUAGCAGUAAGUACAGAGGAGGAAGUAACCAUUUUCAAGAUUUCAUCUUCAACAACAAUCUGAUUGAUGUUAAUUUCCAAGGUGAUGAAUUUACUUGGAGGCGGGGCAACCUAUGGCAAAGACUAGAUAGGUGCAUCAUGAAUUUGAAGUGGUUAGAGCUUUACCCCAAUUCUAGAGUCCAACACAUUGACAGAAUGGGCUCUGAUCAUUGUCCUAUCCUUUUACAUACUAUGGACAACCCCAAAGAUUCUAGACAGAAACCGUUCAGAUUCCUGGCAGCCUGGUUGGAUCACCCAGAUUUUGAACAUUUCAUUAAAAAAGAGUGGGUUAAACAUGAGAACCUUAUGGAUAGCCUCAACCAUAUCAAGGAGAACAUUAAGGUUUGGAAUAGAGAAGUUUUUGUUGAUCUCAAGAUUGAGCUUGACACAAUUUUAAGACAAGAAGAACUUAUUUGGGCUCAAAGGGCGAGAUGCAAUUGGAUUAAACAUGGAGACAAAAAUACCAAGUACUUUCAUUCCUGUGCGAUUACUAAGGGCAGGAAAAAAAUCAUUACAGCUCUCAAAACUGAAGCUGAGACCUGGUGCGAAGAUCAAGAAAUGCUUAAAGACCAUGUUAAAAAGUUCUAUGAAGAACUAUUCACAAAAGAUCCUUUAGUGAAGCAAUCUCUUGAGAAUUCUAGACCCUUUCCUAAUCUGAAUAGGGAGCAAUGGAACUGGUUGGAUAAACCUUUUGAGAACAUUGAAAUUAAGGAUGCUCUUUUCAGUAUGAAUCCUCUAAAAGCUCCAGGUAUUGAUGGGUUUCAUGCUAACUUCUUCCAGAGUAAUUGGGACACAGUUGGAGAAAAGGUUACCUACAAAAUUAUAACCAAAGUUAUCGUUAACCGCUUAAAACCUAUUCUUCCUACUCUAAUUUCUAAUAGCCAAACAAGCUUUAUACCAGGAAGGGUUAUUACAGACAACAUUAUCCUUGCUCAAGAGGUUAUCCACUCUAUGAAGAUAAAGAAAGAUGACCUUAUGCUCUUUGCUGAAGCAGACAAGUCCCAAAUUAAGGUUAUUCAGAAUACGCUCCAAAAAUUCUGUAGCAGUUCGGGUCAGAAAGUUAAUCUGCAGAAAUCCAAUAUAUUUUACUCAAGCAAUUUGAAUGUUCAAACCAGAGACACUAUUACGAACAUGAUUGGAAUCAAAGAGGUCUACAAUCUUGGAAAUUACUUGGGCGUUCCUCUAUUACACAACAGAAUCAAUAAAAACACCUAUAGCAGCAUCAUUCAGAAAGUGAAAGACAGACUCUCAGGUUGGAAGGCUAAGACAUUAUCUUUGGCGGGAAGAAUCACCCUUGCUAAAUCUAGAGGUGUUCAUCUGGUGAACUGGGAUACCCUUUGUAAACCUAUUAAAGAUGGGGGACAAGGCCUAAAGAACUUGAGGAUGCAAAACAAGGCUUUUCUCUUUAAACUGGCUUAUAAACUUAUUAAUAUAAAUGAUCUAUUAUGGGUGCAGGUGAUGAGAAACAAAUAUAAAGUGGAAGGAAUCCUGCCUGAGAAGCUAACUAAGAAGGGAGGUUCAGCUCUCUGGAACCACAUAUGCAACCUUUGGUCAGAGUUUAAGCAGAAUAUCUGCUGGAACAUUGGUAACGGAAAUCAUAUUCAAUUUUGGCACGACAAUUGGCUAGAUCAGAAUGGCCCUUUAUCAAAUUCAUGUAUCCAUCCAGUUGAAGUGGAAAACGACAAAUCCAAAGUAAAUGAUAUGAUCAACCAGAAUAGUACCUGGGAUUGGAACAAGAUUCAUCGGCUACUUCCAGACCAAAUCAUCAACAAAUUGAAAGCUACACCUCCUCCAAUAGAAGUUAGCAUUACAGACUCGCCCGGCUGGAUUCCCUCGGAGAAAAGAGUCUUCACUGUCAAAUCUGCUUAUAAGAAAAUCGCAAAUAUCAAUUCAUCAGAGGAGAAAAUCUGGUCCACCAUUGCCAAGCAUAAUAGCAUACCCAGAAUUAAAACUUUCCUAUGGCUUAUAGGAAACGACAGAUUACUAACCAAUUCAGAAAGAGCCCGUAGACAUUUGACAACAGAUGAAAGAUGCCCUAUGUGCAACUAUGAAUCAGAAGAUAUCAACCAUUUGAUGAGAUUCUGCCCAAAAAUUUUGCAGAUAUGGAUUGAACUUCUGGGUACCCAGAAAAUGGAAAAGUUCCUGAGUAUCAACAUAAAGGAAUGGCUCAUUGAAAACAUUGAAACAAACCAAUCCCCAUCACCGAGGAUCGAGAACUGGACUACUUUUUUCAGCGUUGUUAUCUGGUACAUAUGGAAAAGAAGAAAUCAGAGCAGAAAUAGCGAUCAAUACAAAUGGCAAAAACCAGACAGAAACUACUGCAAGAUUAAUACAGAUGGAGCCAAACGACAGAAUACGGGAGAAGCUGUGUACGGGGGAAUUGCAAGAGACCAUAACGAAACUGGAAUUGGGGUUUUGGGUGAAAGGAAAGUGAUUUUGGAAUCUGACAGCAAAGAAGCCAUAAACCUCAUCAGAAACAAGUCGACUGAACACAGAAAAUUAACUAUUCUGCAGCACAUAGAGAUUUUGCUCAAGAGAAAUUGGAUGGUUGAACUGAAGCACAUACCUAGAGAGGCAAAUCGAGUAGCGGAUGUUAUCACCAGGCAAUUAUGGAGUUACCAAGGGGAUUCAGUUUUGCUGCAGAACCCUCCCAAGGAAGCCGAGAAGUUUCUGAUUUCUGAUAGAACGGGCAUCUAA